Molecule: messenger RNA, 1789 nt
Organism: Rhodofomes roseus
Lineage: Eukaryota; Fungi; Basidiomycota; Agaricomycetes; Polyporales; Fomitopsidaceae
Product: NAD(P)-binding protein
Exons: 3
Coding region: 218-1789 (523 amino acids)
Biological process (GO): ergosterol biosynthetic process
Cellular component (GO): endoplasmic reticulum
Molecular function (GO): 3-beta-hydroxy-Delta5-steroid dehydrogenase (NAD+) activity; 3-beta-hydroxysteroid dehydrogenase [NAD(P)+]/C4-decarboxylase activity
Source: RefSeq, a predicted model, not a curated record
ACCGGCUACGCGCUCAUUACAUAUUGCGAGAUACAUCGUUCUCCAACGUCCUCUUCCCACCGUCCAUCUUGCUCCCAUCAGCCGUCUUGCGCGCGAACCUCCAAGCUAUGACAGGCAAUAUCUGACAAGACAGCCGCAAUGAUAUGAUGUGGUUAGUCUGGCUUUAGAAGAUAGCCAGCGGCCGACGGCCACUCUCUCUCCGACACCUCUUUCAGCUAUGGUCGCCACGGUCUGGCUCGUCGUCGGUUGCCUACUUCUGCUCGUCCUCUACAUUCGUCUCAACGACGCAAAGCUAGGCCGCGUCGCCCCAGAGGCGGCCGCGUUCUCCCCAAAGCGGUGGGCGCCGGAGGAUGUCCGACGCACGGUGGACGAGCUGGCUGCCUCCCCUACAUCUCUGCUGAGCGCGAAGCUCCCGCCCAAGACCGGAAGACGAUAUAUCAUCACAGGCGGGGCAGGCUUUCUGGGAGGAUGGAUGGUCCUACAUCUACUGGCACGCGGGGAGGACCCCCGACGCAUACGCGUCCUCGACAUCCGCCGGCCCAUUCGUAAGGACCUGCUAGAGGGCGCUGCGACAGAGGUCGAGUUCAUCCAAGUCGAUGUGUCCGACGCGAAGGCGGUGCAAGCUGCGUUCGACAAACCAUGGCCGCUCGCCGUUCCCGGUGAGCCAGAGCCAGAGAUCACCGUGUUUCAUACCGCAGCCACCAUCCGUUUCUUCGAGCGGCACCCCGACCUGCUUCACCUCUCCGAGAAGGUCAACCUGCGCGGGACGCAGAACGUGCUGGACGCGACACGACGCGCCGGUGCCUCCACCUUCGUGUACACCUCGUCUGGCUCCAUCUCCGUGCACAGUAACCGGUUCUUCCUCUGGCCGUGGGAGAAGGAGCCGAAGUACUUCACGCAGCUGGUCAACGACGACGAUGCGAUCAUCCCCAAGCGGCACGAGGACUUCUUCUCCAACUACGCCGUCUCGAAAUGCAACGCGGAGCGUGUCGUCCGUGCAGCGGAUAAGUCGCCCUCGGGCAAGAGCGUGCUGCGCACCGGCUGCAUACGCCCGGGGAACGGGAUCUACGGCCCCGGCGGCGACUUGCUGGUCGGAGUGUAUCUAGUGAAGAAGACGAAUCCCACAUGGAUCCCGAACAUCCUCCAGUCCUUCAUCUACGUCGAGAACUGCUCCCUCGCGCACCUCUGCUACGAGGCGCGACUCAUAGAGAUCCAGAAUGGUGGGAAGAGCCCAGACGUCGGCGGCCAGGCAUUCUGCGUCGCGGAUGCCGGGCCGCCUGCGACGUACGGCGACGUAUACGAUGCCUUAACGCAGUUGUCCAAUGGUGUGUGCGUGUUCCCGAAGCUGUCGUGCACGACUAUGCUUGGCAUUGCGCAGCUGGUUGAGGGAUACGACCUCUUGCGCCAUUUCCUCGCGCAGUCGCCACUCGCGGUGCUCACGAAGCUCAUGCCGCGGCUCGGCGGCGAUAUCACCUUCCUGCAGCCCUCAAUGUUCGCCUUAACCGUUAUCCACCUCAUAUUCGAUGACUCGCGGGCACGCUCAUCGCCGGAGAAAGGUGGACUAGGCUACAACGGGGGCAUCACGACGCUGGAGGGUGUCUGCAAGGUCGUGUUGGAGCACCAGAGGGGGGAUGGCGAAGGAUGGGAGCGUGUGAUCGCGGGCCAUAAGGAAGAAGGGCACGGCUUCGGCCUCGCAAGGGCUGAGAAGGGUGUAGAGGAGGUCAUCGAGAAGGUGGCAAAUACACAAGGGAAUUACGACAAUAUCGUAAGAACCAGCAGAAAUGGCUAG